UAACGCCCGGUAGGGGCGGGGGGGGCGCGGGGGGAACCGGGAGGAGCCGGAGGCACCGGGAGCCGGGGGGGUGUCCGGGAAGGGGCGCUGGGGACCCAGCGGGGCCGUGCCCAGGAUGCUGCUGCGCUCCUGGCGCUCGCUGUUCACGGGCCGGCUGCUGCUCCUCACCAACACCGUCAGCUGCGGGGGGCUGCUGGCUGCCGGGGACUGCCUGCACCAGGAGUGGCACCGCCGCAAGCACCCCCAGAGCCAGCUGCAGCUGGGACGCACUGGCAGGAUGUUUGUGGUGGGCUGCAGCCUGGGCCCCCUGAUGCAUUUCUGGUACCUGUGGCUGGACCGAGCCUUCCCGGCGCGGGGCGUGCGCUGCCUGCGCACCGUGCUCAAGAAGGUGCUGAUAGAUCAGCUGGUGGCAUCGCCCACCAUGGGAGCCUGGUACUUCAUGGCCAUCGGCACCCUGGAGGGCCAAUCUCUGCGGGAGAGCUGGGACGAGCUGAAGGAGAAAUUUUGGGAAUUGUACAAGGCCGACUGGAGCGUGUGGCCGGCGGCGCAGAUCCUCAACUUCCUCUUCGUGCCACCCCCGUACCGCGUGGCCUAUGUCAACGUGGUGACCCUGGGCUGGGACACCUACCUGUCCUACCUCAAACACCGGCCCCCCAGCCCCGGGCAGAGCCAGGAGCCGCCGCGGCAGAGCCAGAGCAGCGCCGGGGCCUAGAGAGGCACGAGGCCAUCCCAGAGCACCCUGCAGAUGGACUCAGAUGGAUUCCCAUGGAUUUCUGGGCUUGGUGCAGCGCCCCAGCUGAGGGAGGGCACGGCCAGAGCCAGCCCCACCACGUGCCUGCUGCUGAUUAACUCAUCUGCUAAUUACAGCCCCGGCUCGGGGUUGUAACAAUCUCUUGUGGCAGGAGAAGCUGUGAAGUGAUUUCUUCUGGGAUUUGCCCGCAGAGCCCGGGGUGAGGAGGAGCUGCUGCAGCCCCUGGGAAGGGGCCUGGCUGGAUUUGUUCCCUUGCUGCUCCUCCAGCCACCUGGAUCCCCACCAAGUAGAAAUUGGGAAGGAAUUCUUCCCGGUGAGGGCUGGAAUGGAAUUCCCAGAGCAGCUGUGGCUGCCCCUGGAUCCCGGCUGGAGCAGCCUGGGAUGGUGGAAGAGGUGGGAAGGGAUGGGAUUGAAGGUCAUUCCAACCCAAACCCGCUCUGGCUGCUCCUCACUCCUUCCCCUCCUGCUUUUCCUCUCCCAGCUCAGGGAUAAAAUCACAAGGAUAAAUUCACUCCACUCCCCCCCGAGCUGCCUCAGCUCCCGAUUCCCCCCCGGCUCGGGCGGGGGCUGCAGCCACCUGGAUCCUCUAUAAAUAGGGAUGUGAUUGCAGCCACCAGCUCUGCAGAGCUCGGGAGGCAGGAGAAGGGGUUGGAGCCAAAUUUGGGCAGGGUUUGGGCCACCCCAUCCCUCUGCUCCCAGCCCUGGGCUAGCUGGACACUCCCUGCAUAACCCCCGAGAGCUGAAUUAUUUCCAGUGUCAAUGAGAAUUGCCUGAAUGGGGUUUUUUUGGGGUUUUUAAUUUGAUUUUUUAAAGCUGUGCCUUAAUGCUCUGCCCCGGUCCCUGCUGUCACAUACCCAGGGGGGACUCAGCUCCUCCCUCAGCAGCAGCAGGAGCCAUUUGGGGGAUGAUAAUUUAACAAAAAAAAAAAUCUGAUUAAUUUUGCUCCUCUCUCCGGUAACUCAGGGACCCCCGAGGAACUUCUGAUCAGCAUUGGUUUAUUUCUUCACAACAUUUCUUUUAAUACAGUGAUUUUUAGGAAA
Molecule: messenger RNA, 1791 nt
Organism: Serinus canaria (Common canary)
Lineage: Eukaryota; Metazoa; Chordata; Aves; Passeriformes; Fringillidae
Gene: MPV17L2
Product: MPV17 mitochondrial inner membrane protein like 2
Exons: 6
Coding region: 116-712 (198 amino acids)
Biological process (GO): mitochondrial ribosome assembly
Cellular component (GO): membrane; cytoplasm
Source: RefSeq, a predicted model, not a curated record